AUGUCCAAAGAAUAAGAAUUACAAACCAAAAUUAAAAGCCUCGAAGAUGACAUUCAAAAUAGACAUAGACAAAUAGUAUCACUUACUGAUAAAGUAGAAGAAUUGCAACGAUCCAUCUAAAACAAUUCAGAAGUAGUGGAACUUGGAGAGAAGGUGAGAAUGCUUGAAUCUCAAAACCUUAAACUCAUAGAAAAGAAUCAAAGUGAUGUUGUGGAAUGGCGAUCGAAAGAAAGAGAUUUCAAUAAUCAAAUCCAAGCACUCCAACGCAAAUUGAAUGAAGUCGAAGUUCAACUGACUGAGGCUAAGGAUCUCAAUUAACAACUCAUUGCUAAGUCUGGAGAAAACAGCAAUUCUGAAUCGCAGUUACAAUAAAUCACCUAGCAUUAUGAACAUCUUCUCAGCGAAAAAGAUGCUUAACUCAAAGAGAGAGAUACUAAGAUCUACAAUCACGAAUAAAUGAUUCCACAAUUGCAGAAAGACUUAGAAGAAAGAGAUUAAUCAAUCAAAUCAUUGAAUGAACAAUUAAAAAGCCAAAAAUAGCAAUUGUCUCUAUUGACUCAAUAGAAUGGCAAUCUUAACACUCUUACUACUGAACUCAAUAAUUUAAAACUACUAAAAGACAAUUUGCUGAAUGAUAAUUAAACACUCAACUCUUAACUCCUAUAACUAAACACUACCAACGCUGACUUAUUAAAUACACUCAAACUUACAGAAGAUCAAAACAAAGCCAAUUCUAAGCAAAUCCUUGAUCUUUAGAAUGAAUUG
Messenger RNA from Paramecium tetraurelia, 765 nucleotides. RefSeq lists its product as uncharacterized. The transcript is spliced from 3 exons. The record is from RefSeq and is a predicted model, not a curated record. The annotation marks the transcript as partial. Lineage: Eukaryota; Ciliophora; Oligohymenophorea; Peniculida; Parameciidae.